AUGGACCAAGACAAUCCUUUGUUUGAGGCUUAUACUCUCACACCCUCUCAGAUUACCUCAUCAUCGGAUAGUUUAUUCUCAGGAACGAACAAUGAUCAAGCAAUGAUUCCGUUAGGGAAUCAAUUGAUGGCGGCCAAAAAUGUAUCCUCAAACAAUCAUUUGCAAGAAGAUGGAGUGGUUGUGAUUGAGGAGCCUUCCGUACCCAAGCUUGCCAAAAUCGCCAAUGAAGUGAUCAGAGCUCAACAAGUAUCGUCAUCGGAAAAGAAGAGGUUAACGGUGGUGCCACCCUUACCUAUUCCACCAGCAGCUGUAGUGAUUGAGCAAGAAAAAACAAUGCCGGAUUUAUCAAAGACUAUAUCAUCACCAACAACAACAACAGCGUCAGUUGAACAACGGCCAUCUAUGAGCAACAACAGCACACAACAGCAGGCUUCUUCCAUGACACCUACUACAACAGCAUCAAUUCUGUUUGAGCCAACCAGGGAGAUUGAAACCACUAAGGAUCAAUCAGAAAACAUCAACAUUAUGGAUGACAAUAACUCAAACAUCAUGGAUCAUAAUGACUCCGAUCAUUACCAACAAUACGAGGCUACUUUAGGCGAACAUCAAGUGGAUCCCGUCGAAAAAUCCAGCAAUCCCAAUACUCCCAAGCUAGAUAUGAGCCUUCAUUUGUCAGCUCUCUCUUCACCAACGAAGCCCAUCUCUACAACUACUUUGAAAAAAGAGGACUCAAAUCUUCAUCAUUUGAAGGAACCAUCUUCUUCAUCGCCUCCGAGAAGACCAGCAUCAGCCUCUUCAACUCGUUCGACAUUGAGUCAAAACCCCAACUAUAUGAAUUCUACCAUUACUUGGUCGUCAAAAGAAAGCAACAAGAGCAUUGUUGAUUUGAAAGCUUCCAUUAACGAGCCAAGAAAUAUCAUGCGGUUUGGAAUGGCCUCUUAUCAAAACAAGCCUACCUUAAAUACAAGAGCACCAUCUCCAUCCGUAACAAAACGGAGAGUAACACCAAGAAGAGAACGUAUUUUUACCAGUAUUCCCGAUCUCAAUCUUGAGAAUGUUUCCUUUUCAACUGGUUUGGGAACAAUUUCCCUUCCAAAUUACAGAUUAACUUCUCUUAAAGGAUUAGGCGUAAGAAAUGACUUGAAAAUUUUGUACAUCCAAAAUAACUAUCUGACCUCAUUCAAAUAUUUAGAAAAGCAGCCCAAUCUAGAAGUAUUGUACGUGGCCAAUAAUUGUAUUUCCUCAUUAUAUGGAUUUUCGGAGCAACCCAAGUUGAAAUUAAUAAGUUUGGAAGGAAAUCCAAUCACAAAACAUCCCAAUUACAGGUUGAUGGUUCUCAUUGCAGGAGGGCUUCAGCUUAAGAAAAUUGACGGAGAAUUAGUUCAAUAUAAGGAAAGAGAAUUUGUGAAGCAAUAUGUGGCAUCGAAUGAAAAAUGUGUAGAAGCAAUAAGGGCGGGAUGGCUUCUCGAUACAACACCAAGAACCACCGAAGAAUUCGAGCAAAUCAUUGCUGACCUUAACACCAAAAAUAUGGAUGAUAGGGACGAAGUUCGAAAUUCUGACUUGUUCAAGGACUUGGUUAGUGGCGCUCUUGUCAAGACAGUCACUUCACCAGACCUCAGCCAAUAUGAGGAGAAAAAAGUUACAAAAUCUGUGCCGAUCGUAACACCAUCGACAACUUCUUUCAUCUCUUACGAUGGCAAGGAAUUAUCUCGAGAUGAACCUCCCUCAUCUUUCAGCAAUACCUUUCUGACCAAUUAUGUUAACGAAAUCAAAAAUCUCAAGCUUCAAUUGGAAAAGAAAGACAAGGAGCUUGAAGCUGAGAGGAAGAAGAAUAAGGAGCUGAAAGAAACGAGCUUGCUGUUGGAGGAUUUGCAACACAUUUACAAGUCUGAUAUUAAUGGUCUCUCCAUUUCUCUAAAUUCAACUUUUGACAUGAUUAACAACGUUUCAGCAUCUCUCAACAAUGAAAGUAUGAAUAUUUACAAGGCAUCGAAUGACUUGCUUAAACGAAUAGAUUAUGACAAGGUUACACGAACGAGUCUGCUAGUUGACGAAAAGAAAAUGUUCCGUAUUCAUAUUAGAGUGUCCAAUAGUGAGCUCAUUGAUGUGAUUACCACGGAUCAGAAGAAGGCACUCGCAGUCUACAAGAUUCUUCAUAUGAAAGUUGCUCUUUUCAACAAACUUAAAAAGCAAAAAACCGCUCAACAAUAA
Molecule: messenger RNA, 2214 nt
Organism: Naegleria lovaniensis
Lineage: Eukaryota; Heterolobosea; Eutetramitea; Acrasida; Naegleriidae
Exons: 3
Coding region: 1-2214 (737 amino acids)
Biological process (GO): mRNA splicing, via spliceosome
Molecular function (GO): protein binding; U2 snRNA binding
Source: RefSeq, a predicted model, not a curated record